AUGAAGCUUCGACCGAACAGGGUGGUUUACAGGCUCAUCUCAACGAAUGAGAGAGUCGGUUUGAAGAGGUCCUUUGUGAGUUGCCCCCCGGUUGGGAAGUUGCUUCAUGUGGGCGGCAAGCAGGUCAUCAUCCCCCGUAAGGGGAGUCUUCCAAUGUGGAAGGAAGAAGGACAUAACAACUCCAUCCGAAGUGUAACAACCAGCAUUCAUGUAGGUGCCGAAAUCAACGUCUGUGUCAGUGCCAGGUUUGGUAACCCCUGCGGUGCGCCUUUUAGUGGAGUGUCCCUGGUGGUAACCCCCCUUUGCGCAAAUAAUGCAAGGAAGAGGUUUUCCACGAAGGUGCCAAGGGAUGAUAAGGGGGUAAGUAACUCCCCUCAACUAAGCAAAGCGCAACAAAGCAAUCGUGACGAAAAGACAGAAGAAAGUCCUGUCGGAAGUGGUCACUUCCCUGCACGUGAUGCAAAUGCCACGCUAAACGGGAAAGAGGAGUACACAAACAUAAUCGAAAUGAUGAAAAAAAAAAAAAUAAAAAGCAACGAAAAGGAAAAGGGAAAAAUCGCAAAAAUGUGCAACAAAGGAGCCAACGGAAUUAAGCUAAUUUUUACCUUCAUAAAAAAAGCAGGACAGCAAAUAAAAAUAAUAAUCAUACAGCCGUCCAUCCUGAAGGUGUAUUUUGCCGAUUUGAAGAAAAAUAUAAAACACACCGUCGUGUGGGUCAAAACAGGAGUCCUCCUAUUCCUCACAAAUAUGAAAAUUUCCAAAAAUUUAAUUAUAAAAAGGUUGAAGGGACACAGAUUGUCCUACUCAGAAUACAAGUUGCUAAUUCGGACGAUGAAUGACAUGUUCAAAUUAAUCCCCUUUUCAUUUUUCAUCAUUGUUCCAUUUGCAGAAUUCUUACUUCCCGUAUUUUUGAAAAUUUAUCCCAAUUUAUUACCCUCCACUUUUAAAAAUAAUGAUGAUAAUUUUGUGAAUAUAAAAAAAAAUUUAUAUGCAAAACAGCAGCUAGCCAAAUUUCUACAACAGCUAAUUGCGGAGAAGGAAAAACAGCUAAAUGAAAAUAUCGGAAUUGACUCUGAAAAAAAAAAAAAAAUUUUAUUGAAAUUUCAUCAGCAAUUAAUUAAUAAAGAUGAGAAAGAUGUUAACCCCUUUUUAAGUGUAGGGGACACGUUAAAAAUUGCCAAAAUUUUUAAGGAAGAUUUUGUACUAGACCAAAUGAAUUUAAAAACGCUGCAAACUAUUUGUCACCUCCUUGGAUUGAAGCCUUACGGAAUGCAUUACCACGUCGUACUCCAACUGAGACACCAUUUUUUGCGCCUGCAGAGGGAAGACAGGGAACUCAUGUACGAAGGGGUGGACAAUUUAAAAAAACACACAUUGAUAGAAAUAUGCAAAGAUAGAGGAAUGAAUUUUAACACCUCCGAGGAGGAAAUGAAAUUACAAAUUCAGCAGUGGUUAGAAUUGGCCAGCAUUAAGGAAGUGCCCUACAUUCUACUGCUCUACAUCCGCUGUGUUGUCGUUACGCAUGCCAUUAUGGAUAUACAGGACACAGAAAAAGUCAACACUGCCACCAUGGAGAAGAAAGACGUGAAGAAUGCUACCCUCGAUGAUAAGCAGAAACUUAUACAGGAGGCAAAGGAAAAACUCGAUGACUUAAAAAUGAAAGAACAGGAAAUUAAAAAAAACAUUAACAAGGAGACGAGUGAAGAGGAAGGGGAGGUGGUUCCCCCGCACAAGGACAGCAAAAUGAAGAUAGACUUCCUCAAGAAGAACAAGUACCUGCAGAAUGAGCUCAACCUUUUGAAGCAGAUCUGCGACUUGCAGCACACGGAGCUGAAGAUUGCCUUCACGUCCUUGACCGAUCUGGCGGAGAAGAAGCAAACCUGCGAUAUCAACGAAGUGAUAAAAAAAAUGUCGGAGAGACUCCUCGACAUUGAGAAGCACAUUAGCGAGUUGAAUGCACACAAGCAGAUCGAAUUGGAUGAAUAUUUCUACCCAGAAGAAGAAAAAGCCGACGAUGUGGUGAACAUAAAGAACUGA
Molecule: messenger RNA, 2037 nt
Organism: Plasmodium coatneyi
Lineage: Eukaryota; Apicomplexa; Aconoidasida; Haemosporida; Plasmodiidae
Product: Mitochondrial membrane protein
Exons: 4
Coding region: 1-2037 (678 amino acids)
Biological process (GO): intracellular monoatomic cation homeostasis
Cellular component (GO): mitochondrial inner membrane
Molecular function (GO): ribosome binding
Source: RefSeq, a predicted model, not a curated record